UAAUAAUUAACAAUUGAAGAGAUUACUAUUAUAGUAUCAAUGGAAUACAAUAAAACUUAACAAUAAAGCGAUGGUAGCGUCAUCUGAACACGUCUGUUUUCUCAAUAAGAAAAUGAAAUAUCGAAAAUUUAAUGUUAGUCGUAUGUAUGUUAAAUUUCGUCUUGAUUAUUACAACGAAAUGAAAGUUACUUUUAACUCUAUUGUAGAUACACAUAGCUGAACAAGAGUUUGGAACAGCGUUGAUUUGAUUUUAAAUUCUUUAUGUUUUGACCUGCAUAGCAAUGGCGGAUUGUAUGUUUAUCACAUAUUUCAUAUUGUCAUUAGCGUUUAAACUAUGUUUAGGGGAGAAAGAAAAGUUUACUUUGUUAGAACAUGAUAUUUCUCUUGAAAGUGAAGAACCACAGAAAUCUGUAGAUAUUGCAGAUUCAAAUGAUAGUAUUGGGGGGCAUCAACGUUUUAAAUGUCAUAUUUGUGAGGGACCAGACUGUUUGUAUUCAGAAGUCUGCUAUAAUGCUGUUACUUGUUGGAAAUCUAGAGUAAGACAAUCAGAUGGAACAGAAAGUUUAAGUAGAGGAUGCACUACCUCGGUAGAUCAAAUGUUAUUAAUAUGUAAUAAGCAGUUACCAUCAAAAGUCAAUCAAAAUGUUAGCAGCAGAAAAAGGCACGUGAGUAGUUCUACGGGUGAACUACAAUAUUAUGUUGAAUGCUGUCAAACAGACUUUUGUAAUGAUGGACCAUUUCCCAUAUUAAAUAACUUUAAUGGGGAUGUUGAAGAAAAUUAUGCAAUUAAAUUGACAUUAGCCAUUUUGGGUCCAAUGGUUGGAUUCUGUAUUAUUACUGGGAUACUGUUGUUUUACUUAUUGGUAUGCAGGACUCGUAGAAAAAGAACUUUGGCUGCAGGACGUAAUAAGCUUGUUAUAGAUUCUGAAAUGGAACCAUCCAUUUUACAUUUCUCAUUUUCGUCUCCAACAUCUACGGCUAUGAAUCAUUCUCAUGAGUUAAGAGCAACUGCAGCUGGUGAUAGUACAUUGAAGGAAUAUUUAGAUGGAAGAAGUUUAACGAGUGGAUCAGGUUCAGGUUUGCCAUUAUUAGUGCAAAGAACUUUAGCUAAACAAGUAACAUUAGUAGAGUGUCUUGGUAGUGGUAGCAAUGGUGGAUUUGGUGGAGAAGUUUGGAGGGGAAUAUGGCACGGUGAAAAUGUUGCCGUGAAAAUCUAUUUUUCACGGGACGAAGCUGCUUGGGCUCGCGAAACGGAAGUUUAUUCUCAGUUGUUACCAUCAAGACAUGAUAAUAUUCUUGGGUACGUUGGAAGUGAUAUGACAAGUAGAGCAAGUUGCACUCAACUCUGGCUAGUCACUCAUUAUCAUCCGAUGGGAUCGCUUUUCGAUUAUUUGAAUCGAUCGAGACAUUCUUUGACGCAUCAUCAAACGUUCAACAUCUGUUUGAGUAUUGUCAAUGGUUUACUGUAUUUGCAUACAGAAAUUCAUGGUACUAGAGGAAAACCAGCUAUGGCACACCGUAAUCUCAAAUCUAAAAAUAUUCUUGUUAAAACUAACGGCAGUUGUGUAAUAGCUGAUUUUGCGUUAGCAGUAACGCAAGAUCGUCUAUCCACAGAUAGAAUUGAUUUGAAACAAGGCACGAAACGAUACAUGAGUCCAGAAAUUCUUGAACAAACUAUAAACACGGAGUGCUUGGAGAAUUUUAGACGAGCAGAUAUUUACAGCUUAGGAUUGAUACUGUGGGAAGUUUGUCGAAGAUGUAUAAGCAAUGGUGUCGGACUAGAAUACGUUGCGCCAUAUUCAGAGUGGCUUUCUAAUAACCAAGAACCUUCUUUCGAAGAAAUGAGGAAAUUAGUGUGUUUGGAUCAGCAUAGACCACCACUUCCUAAUAGAUGGCAUUCUGAUUCAACACUGGCUAGCUUGGGAAAAUUAAUGAAAGAAUGUUGGCAUGGGAAAGCUGCAGCGCGUCUACCUAUUCUUAGAGUUAAGAAAACACUUAUUAAACUAGCAGCUAGUGACAUGCGUGUUCAUUUAUCUCUUGAUUAAAUGUAUGAACCUAACUUGUUGUUUUCACAAUGUAGAUUACUUUUUUAUAUAUGUACACAGGGUAUCCAAAAAGUAGUCUAAGUUGUGAGGACCACAAGUUUUCUACGUUAAAAGAAAUCGAAAGGUUCUUUACCGUUUUGCAAUGAAUAUUAAACUGAUAAUAUCAGUGCGUCUUCUGACUCCUAUGAAGCUAAUCCUAAUACUAGUGAAAUGUCGGGAAUAUUUUCCUCUUGGACACGGCUUGACUCGCGAGCCCAAUUUAAUUAUACUUCGAUGACAAAGUUGCAACUUAUUAAGUGGAAAAGAACUGUUUGAUUUCGUUUAGCGUCUAAAAUUUAUAAUUUUCAUAGUGUACAUUACUUUUACAUCUUGUAUAAACAUCAUGUACAAGGUUUUCAGCUUAAUUGUCUUCAUGAUUUUUAACACAUUUUUGAUAACUUGGAAGAAACAUGUUUAUAUAAAAUCCAAGUUAUUACAAA
Messenger RNA from Megachile rotundata (alfalfa leafcutting bee), 2524 nucleotides. RefSeq names its product type I BMP receptor saxophone (gene sax). Gene Ontology annotation, molecular function: transmembrane receptor protein serine/threonine kinase activity; ATP binding; metal ion binding. Gene Ontology annotation, biological process: protein phosphorylation; cellular response to growth factor stimulus; cell surface receptor protein serine/threonine kinase signaling pathway. Gene Ontology annotation, cellular component: plasma membrane; BMP receptor complex. The record is from RefSeq and is a predicted model, not a curated record. Lineage: Eukaryota; Metazoa; Arthropoda; Insecta; Hymenoptera; Megachilidae.